UGCGCAGCCGCAGUCUCUCCAGGACGCAGAGAGCAGAAGAAGAGGGAGACAGGGGCAAAAAAAAAAAAAAGAAAAAAAAAGAAAAAAGAAAGAUGGCCCUCGAUAAUUUAAUUUUCGCCCAGUGCAUCCUUUAUUUCUUAGCCUUCGUGUUCGGGUUCAUCGCCGUGGUGCCUCUGUCCGAGAACACGGAGGACUUCGGGGGGAAAUGCCUGCUCUUCACGCGGGGAAUGUGGCAGAAUGAGAACAUCACUGUGUCGAAGCAGCGCUACAUCGUGGAGGAGUGGGGACCCGAGUCCUCCUGCAGCUUCAUCACUUUUGUCGGGAUAGCGUCCCUCAUCCUGUCCGCGGUGCAGGCAUGGAGGCUGCUGUUCUUCCUGUGCAAGGGACACGACGACUCCAUCUUCAACGCCUUCCUCAACCUGCUCAUCAGCUCCCUGGUGGUGUUCACAGUCUUCCUGUCCAGCACCAUCGUCAGCGUGGGCUUCAACAUGUGGUGCGACUCCAUCACAGAGGGUGGCAGCAUGCCCAGCAGCUGCGAGGACCUGCAGGACACCGAUCUAGAACUGGGCCUGGACAACUCCGCUUUCUACGACCAGUUCGCUAUAGCUCAGUUCGGGCUGUGGGCUGCCUGGCUCACCUGGCUGGGGAUCGCGGUCAUGGCCUUCCUGAAGGUGUACCACAACUACAGACAAGAGGACCUGCUCGACAGCCUGAUCCACGAGAAGGACCUGCUGCUGGGCCGCUCCUCGCGCCGCGGCUCCGACUACAAGACCGGCCUGAUCUAGAAAACACAAACACUCAGCUCACACUCAGCUGUACAGUCCUCUCGCCUGCCAUGAGAAAACACCAAGGUUUGCCUCUGUAGACAAUCAAAACCAAUUGGCUUCCGCUCGCAUUGAUCAAACGGAGGGCUUUAGCUUCUGUUCUCCAAAGGUAAUUGAUCUCCCCUCAAAAAGCUGUCCCCGGUUUAUAGAGUUAUUCAUCUAUUGUGUGCAUUCCCCUUCAACACAUACAGCCGUACUUUAGCUUUGGCGCUAUUAAAACAAUUUAAUGGAGAUAUACACCCAGUUUUUCUCAACCCAGCACAGUAUUAAUGACUCGGGACAGAUUGGCCGAUGGAUAAUGUUGUCUUCGUGAAACUUCUGCAUGGACCUAAUGCAUGACAAAUUAAUAGGGGUGGUGGGUUUCUUAGAUAUAAGGGGACUUUCUUUUGUUUUUAUAGACUAAUAAUUGUGUUCCUAAAGUAGGCUUCUUUCUGGUAGGUCGCACACUACCUGAUAUGAAUUCGUUUGCAUGCUGCAGCAAAGCAAAGCGCUGUGUGCUUUUGCAGUGUAUUCACACGUUUAUCAACAGUUACAAAAGGUGUUUUAUAUAUAAAAGUGACAAAUUGUUGUUCAGAACAUUCGUGGAUCAGGCAGCCAGUCCGGAAAAAAACUGCUUCUAGCGAACUGUGUGAGACAAAAACCGAAUCCUAUUUUGUGCCAUAUACAGUAGUAACUCAGGCUUCUCCUUCACUUUAUAGGCUACAAACCAAUAUACUGUGCUACUGUGAAUAGACGCACACAUGUACCCUGCAUGCAUCUCUCUCUACCCGUCGCAUACACAUCACACACUCGCCUGCUGUAAGAGAUUAGGGGGGAAGGGAAAAAAAAAGCAAAAUCACCUGCUCGACUUUGAUAGGCAAUGACAGUUUUAUUCCAAACAAAUCAUAAAACGGUUAGGAACUAAGAAAACCCUUCCAUAAAGGCACUUCUUUCAAAGUGACCGUAAAUGUUUGGACAGCCGUGAAAUGCAGCUCUCGAAGCUCAGUGUGCACAUACAGGACGUGAGUUCACCGGGUAUUGUUUUUAUUGCUGAUGACAAUUUAGUUUGGACGGUGCAGAGCGGGUCCGUCCUUCCAUCCGGGCGUUAUCAGCCUUAUAUUGCUUUGACAUUCAAAUGUAAAAUACUUUAGCUUUUUUUUUUGAGUUCCCUGAAACCUGUUAUAUAAAGAGCAAUGUUUUACUGGAAACUAUGUGAUGUGUGUUAUUGCUGACGAUGAGAGGUCCAUGGGGCGUGCAUCACUGUGCCCUUUGAUAUCCUAUAAUCCGUAUGUGUGUCGGUUUGGCUGUUUGAAUUAUAUUUGCUUCAUCUGAUAAAGGGACUCAUACAAUAAUAAUCUGAUUCUGUUAUAUUUCUGUGUUUGGCCUCAUAUAUUAAGUAGUAAUGAUGUAGUGAUGUGUGUGUAUGUGUGUGUGGGGGGUACAUCAUCCAUGCAAUGUGUCCAAAGCUCGAUGGGCGUUUGACAUCGUGGUUAAAACCUGAAUAUUAUUAUUUUCUUUUAAAAUAGAAACGUAACAAAAAGUUUAAAAAAUUUUAAAAGAACCGAAUUGGAUAUUUGAUGCAGAUAUACAGUAUACAAGAAUAAAUAACAUUUAAGGACAAGGGGAUGUUUUCUGUGGGAUUCAAGCGGCUAUAAAGGGGAAACACCGUCAAAAGCAAUUAGCAUUCGUUCGGCUUGAGUAUAUUCUCUUCGACAAUAGAUAAGGAGAGAGAAUUCAUAACACUGUGCUGCAGGAAUCAGCUGAAGACAGUCGGUAAGGAAAGUGGUGUUUUUUUUUUUUUCUUUCUUUUUCUCUUCAUCUGUUAGUCAUUCAACCUGGUCCUGUGAAGUGAUGCAGCCCUGUUGUUUUUCUGUCUCGUUAUCCAACACAUUUGUGCUUCCACCCUCCUCCUCCUCCUCCUCUUCCUCCCCUCGGAUCACAGCCGUUUCCAAACAUCUCUACAUUCAUAUAUGUGCAAUUACAAGGCUGAGUAUUGUGAGUAGUCCUUAUAUAUUGAGCCAUAUAUACACAUUCAGUUCUGUGUAAUAUCUGAUAUACACACAAAAAAAUCAGGUAACAAAAUAAAUAUGUGCAUUCCAUGGAAACGUUCACUCGCAUACGAUAGACCAUGAUAUGAAAAAGAAAAAAAAAACAAAAAACCUGACGUUUGUGGUGAUUAGGUGAGCGUUAUAUACGUGAGCUUAAACAUUGCAGAUGUGCAAAAAUCAUUUCAACUUAAAACGAGGAGGCAUGCCCACCUCCUUAGUACAUAUAUACAUACAGAAAUGGAAGCUACAUAUUUCUGGGAUUACACGUUUCCCUUUUCACUGCGAGAGUGCUUCGCAGAGCCUUUUGCCAAAUGGCUGAGGUGUUGGUCGGCCUGGGCUCCUUCCAAGUUAAGAAAAAAGAGGGGUCUGAUAAAAAAAGACAAACAAAAAAAAAAAAA
Molecule: messenger RNA, 3249 nt
Organism: Acanthopagrus latus (yellowfin seabream)
Lineage: Eukaryota; Metazoa; Chordata; Actinopteri; Spariformes; Sparidae
Product: transmembrane protein 179
Exons: 4
Coding region: 93-785 (230 amino acids)
Source: RefSeq, a predicted model, not a curated record